AUGGCCGGGUUACCAAGAGACCUGCACGGCGAGUCAGCAGCGAGAGCGAGCGAAUGGGUCAACCACAGCACUCCUCCACCGCUCUUCCACCGCUCCACCACCGCUCUCCCACUCCCACUCCCACUCCCGCUCCCGCUCCUACAGCUACAGCUACAGCUACAACUACCACAGCAAUGGGCACCCCCCCACGAGGCCCCCGCGGCGGCCACGGCCACGCCGCCCGCAGAGCCGCCGCCGGACGAGAGCGCGAGCGAGAGCGAGGGCGAGACCGCGCAGACCGCGCAGACCCCGACCACGACCGCGACCGCGAACGGGACCGCGACAGACACGGCGGUGGCAGGGCCGCAGCACGUAAGCGCAGCCGCUCCAGAAGCCCCGACCCCCGUCCGCACCGCCGCGACAGGGACAGAGACAGAGCACGAGGUUCACUACCGCCGCCCCCCGCCACCGCCCCGUGACCACGACGCACCCCCGCCAGACCGCGAAUACACGAUCCGCGGCGGGCGCAGCCGCGACGAGGAGCCAAAGUCGCGGCGGCACCGGUCGCGCUCGCGGGACCGCCGGAAUAGGGAGCAGGCGGCAGCGAGAAGGAAGAGUCCGUCGCCGGUGGCGCCGCCGCCGCCGCCCCAGCAGCAGCAGCAGGAUGUGAAGAUGAGCGGUGGUGGAGGAGGGGAAGAGGAGGAGGCGGCGGCGGGAGAGGUGGAGGGGGAGGAGGAGGAUGAUACGGAGGCGCAGAUGAGGGCCAUGUUGGGCAUUGGCGGCUUUGGGACGACGAAGCAGAAGAAGGUCAAGGGGAAUGAUGUGGGUGCUAUUAGUAAGAAUACGACGGUCAAGUAUCGGCAGUAUAUGAAUCGGCCGGGUGGGUUCAAUAGGGCGCUGUCGCCUUCGUAG
Messenger RNA from Morchella sextelata, 891 nucleotides. RefSeq lists its product as uncharacterized. Bases 1 to 891 code for a protein of 296 amino acids. The transcript is spliced from 3 exons. Lineage: Eukaryota; Fungi; Ascomycota; Pezizomycetes; Pezizales; Morchellaceae. The record is from RefSeq and is a predicted model, not a curated record. Gene Ontology annotation, cellular component: precatalytic spliceosome. Gene Ontology annotation, biological process: RNA splicing.